Molecule: messenger RNA, 6595 nt
Organism: Esox lucius (northern pike)
Lineage: Eukaryota; Metazoa; Chordata; Actinopteri; Esociformes; Esocidae
Product: filaggrin
Exons: 8
Coding region: 312-5018 (1568 amino acids)
Source: RefSeq, a predicted model, not a curated record
UGCCAGCAAAAUCCUGGUACAAAACAUCAAUGAGCACCCCGGACUGUCAGUGUUGUGGCUCCUCUGAGAGGAUAUGUGCUGAUGCUCACUACUUAGUACAGUAUUCAUUCAUUAGAUUAGGGAAAUGUAGUUUAAGUGAUCGUAAGUUUGAUUUCUACUAGUUGGAUUACUUGAACUACUGGCACAUCAACACUCCAUGUUUUAGUUGGCAAAUUUCUUGCAGAAAAAUUGGCAAGCAAACAGAUUGUUCCUGCACCCAAUAAUACCACAAGCUCUGCGGUGAAGGAUUGGGUCACAGUUAACAGCAAGUGAUGGAGAAGUACUUCACCCCAGUACAGGGGACCAGAGACCACAGGCACAGCAAGCCUGAUAUCCAUGACUGUCAAGACAGGGCCCAUGAGCAUGGCAAGAUGGCUGAACAAAGAAUCCAUCACCACAAACAUCAUAACCAUCACCACCAAUCCCAUUCUCACAACCAGCAAGAGACUGUGUGGACGGGGAAUCAGGAGGAUCAUGGUUUCCCCCAGUCAACAUCAGAGCGCAGCCUUGUCCAUCAACAUCACCAUGGCCGCAACAACCACCGUCACCACCAGAAUGAGUCUCAUUCCGCUCCUCCUGACCAUCAAAAUCGUCAUCACCAUCAUCCACCGUGUCACCAUGAUACAGGUGUGACCUCCCGCCUGCCUGUCGCAGCCACUUCUUCCAACUCUUCCUCGGCAUCCUCAUCAUCCUUUUCCUCGUCUUACUCCUCCUCCUCCUCAACGUCAUCCUCGUCCUCCUGGUCAACCACUGGCUCUUCCUCCACCUGGUCCUCCCAGUCCAGUAUUAAUGAAUCUGUGAUGGAGCACAAACACCCACUGUCGAAGCUCAAGUACUCACAGUCUUGCACCGAAAUCUCCAGGGGGAGGAAGGCCUAUGAUGAGGACGAUGAAGGUGACACUUGUCCUUUGAUUGAUGACGAAGACUGCCUUUAUAGGUCCCCCAGCCAAGAAGACAGUCUGAAAGGGAAAAAGAAAAAAAAAGCAGUGUCUUCGUGUCAGUCCACCUCAGUCCACGUCCUGAAGAAGCAGGGGAGCCUCAAAAGAGUAGGAAUGGUUGGCAAAGUACGCAAGGCCAAAUCAAUGGAGGCACUGUCUCACUGUAAGGACAUGGAUGAGUACGCAGAUACUAUUGUAGACGAGGACAAGUUGGAGAAAAGGAAGGAGGUAGCCAAGAAGAACUUAGUGAAGGAGAAACUGAAGUUCUCUGCAUUUCUGAAUGAGAUCACCAGGCAGGUGCUCAGCCCGUACAGACUAACGUAUCUUGGGGUCACGUCCGCUCAGAGGCCUACUAGCCCCGGAAAAGCCUCCCUGGGAUCUCCCAAGGUCGAGCACAGAGAGAAGGAGCAAAGACAGAAGAGUAUUCGGCCUGAAAGUGGAAGCUCUAUCACCUCCAGUGUCCAAUCCCACAUCAGCAGGUCUCGUUCCAGCAAGCCCUCUCGCUCACAUGUCGUCAAACACCAACACCAUCGACACCAUCAACCUGCAAGAGACCGGAGUUCCAGCAGCCUCUCCAAUGACAGCACUAGCCCAGAAAAUAGCCCCUCUUCCUCAAGACAUCAAUCCCGUUCUUUAACACCCGUACACCAUCAUCACCUGCAUCACACCCAUUCUCUCCCAUCUUCCCACUAUCAUGGAGGUCUUUACAGUCCACAUCCUCACCACAGAGACCACCACAGUUCAAGCCAUUCCAAUCACCAUGGAGACCACAACAGUCCAAAUUAUCCCCAUCGCCAUGGAGAUCCCCACAGCCCAAAGCAUCACCAUAGAGAUCACCGUGACCCAACACAUCACCAUCACCAUGGAGAACACCAUAAUCCAACUCGUCACCAUGGAGACCAUCAGAGCCCAAACCGUCUGCAUCACCAUGGAGACCACCAUAACCCAACCCUUCACCAUGGAGACCACCACAGUCCAACUCAUCACCAUUACCAUGGAGACCACCAUUACCCACCUCAUCACCAUGAAACCCACCACAGCCCAACUCAUUCUCAUCACCAUGGAGAGCAUCAAAGCCCAACUCAUCCCCAUGAACACCACCAUAGCCCAAAACAUCCCCAUCACCAUGAAGACCACAGCCUGUAUCAUUCCCAUAGUGACCACCACAGCCUAACCCACCCAAAUACCCAUCAAGAUCACCACCGCCCAAAGCAUCCUCAUCUCCAUGGACACCACCACAGCCCAACUUAUCACCAUGGAAACCUCAACCCAACUCAUCCCCAUUGUCACAAAUCCCACGACCAUCCUGUCAAACCAGAAUCUCUCCAUUACCACAGCUCCCAUCCAAAAUCUCUUCACCACCAUGGCUCCCAAUCAGAAUCUCUCCAUCACCACAGGUCCCAUCCAAAAUCUCUUCAUCACCAUGGCUCCCAAUCAGAAACUAUACAUCAUCAUGGCUCUCAUCCAAAAUCUCUUCACCACCAUGGCUCCCAAAUAGAAUCUCUCCAUCACCACAGCUCCCAUCCAAAAUCUCUCCAUCACCAUGGCUCCCAGCCAGAAUCUUUACAUCACCACGGCUCCCAAUCAGAAUCUCUUCAUCACCAUGGCUCCCAAUCAGAAUUUCUUCAUCAUCAUGGUUCCUAUCCAAAAUCUCUUCAUCACCAUGGCUCCCACCCAAAGUCUCUUCAUCACCAUGGCUCCCAAUCAGAAUCUCUACAUCACCACGGCUCCCAAUCUGAAUCUCUCCAUCACCACAACUCCAAUCCAAAAUCUCUUCAUCACCAUGGCUCCCAGUCAGAAUCUCUACAUCACCAUGGCUCCCAAUCAGAGCUGCUCCAUCACCACAGCCCCCAAUCAGAAUCUCUACAUCACCAUGGCUCCCAGUCAGAAUCUCUACAUCACCAUGGCUCCCAGUCAGAAUCUCUACAUCACCAUGGCUCCCAAUCAGAGCUGCUCCAUCACCAAAGCCCCCAAUCAGAAUCUCUACAUCAACACGGCCAACAAUCAGAAUCUCGCCAUCACCAUGGCUCCCCAUCAGAAUCUCGCCAUCACCACAACUCCCAUCCAAAAACUCAUCACCAUGACUCCCAAUCAGAAUCUCUACAUCACCAUAGCUCCCAAUCUGAAUCUCUCCAUCAGUUCGGCUCCCAAUCAGAGUCUCUCCAUCACCACGGUCCCCAAUCAGAAUCUCUCCAUCACCACGGUCCCCAAUCAGAAUCUCUCCAUCACCACGGCCACCAAUCAGAAUCUCUCCAUCACCACGACCACCAAUCAGAAUCUCUCCAUCACCACGGCCACCAAUCAGAAUCUCUCCAUCACCACGGCCACCAAUCAGAAUCUCUCCAUCACCACGGCCACCAAUCAGAAUCUCAACACCACCACGGCUCCAAAUCAGAAUCUCAACACCACCACGGCUCCCAAUCAGAGUCUCUCCAUCACCAUGGUCAUCAAUCAGAAUCUUCCCACCCACACUCCCAUUUGGAACCCAAUCACAGUCCUACCCACACAGAAUCACAUCACCCCGAUCACCACCACAAAGCCCAUCACCAUCAACUCUCCCAUUUGGAUUCUCAUAAUCCUUCAGGCACAGAUAUACAUCACCAAGACAACCAACACAGAGACUAUCACCACAGUCCGUCAAGCCAUUCUAAGGAGAACUCCUCUUUCAGAGAAUCAACCACAGAGCUUGAGUCACUGACACAUUCCAGCAAGUCCGGCUCUUCUACCAGCCCCACCAGUCAGGAAGAGCAACAGACAGGCUGCAGCCAUUCAACUACCUCUCUACAUCAAGAAGUAUCCGAGGUUGAUAGAAUAAUGAUGCUCCAAGAGCAGAAUGAGGAUCUGCACCACAGUUUGCUCCAGACUGCUGUGCGGAUGGAGUGCAUGGGGGCUGAGUUUAAGAACAGUCACCAGCUCCUCGAGUCAGAACUACAGAACACACGUGUGGAGCUAAGAAGCCUUCUUGACAAAUUCAAAAGACUGACAGAUAAUUAUUCCUACACUCAACAGACCAAUAACCUCCUGGAGAGGAAGCUUCAUUCAGUGGCUCAGAGUAUGGACGGAGAACGUGAGCACCUGAACCAGCGCAUCACAGCCCUGACAGAUCAGCUGUCCUCUGCCAAGACCACCAUUCACAGCAUGGAGACUAUUAACGUAACGUCAUUGCUGCAGGAAGCUCUGAACAAACAUUUCCACCCAGAUGAUUCGGUCAGUCCAUUCCAACUCCCUGUUGCUCCCCCUCCAGUUCAGUUCAUGGAUAGUCAUCAUUAUGGUAAGGUCACCGCCACAGGGGAGGACCAAUCACUGGGAACAUUGCCAGAAGAAGAGGAAUCUGACUGGUCGGAGAUGGGGGAUGAGUCUCCACAAUGUGUUCUAAGGUCAGGGGUAGGUCGUCAUGGUCGCACAGCGUUUCAUCCGUGGAGACAGGAGCCUGGUCACUGGGCGGGGCAGGGAGAAGGAGACACAGACAGUGAGUCAGGGGGUGAAGAGAUAGUCCGGCGACACCCUCCCCGCUCCGUGCAGAUCCCCCAUCUUCACGUCAGCGUUCACUCAGAAACACUACCAGGCCCCAUAGAUGAGGUCACCCGCUUCAGGAGCUCAGUUGAUGGCCCAGGAGGGGAGAAAAGCUUCAAGGUCAGUGCCAGCCGCAAACUGGGAUCUCCCGCCCGCCUCCUGUCAGCAAGCCUGGAGGAGAUCCCUGCCUCUGUGGGGCAGCAGCACCGACACGAGGAGGAGCGGAGAGGCACAGAGGGCACUGUAGACCACCGCCGCCCGGAAGACGGUCCUGUGGACGACGGUCCUGUGGACGACUCAGAAGACGAGAUCAUCCGUAACUGGAGGACUAGGAGCGAGAACAUGGGUGAGAAUAAAGGUGUGGAUUCCAGGGAGGACAAUCAUGGCAGCAGCUUGGAUAACCUGCAGUCAGCCCAGAAUAUGCUCAACCACUUCAUCUGCCAGCUGCAGCCCGGGGAGGGGGAGGUGCGGGCCUGGACAAGAGGAGUGCCAGAGGAGGUGCUGAAUGGGGAGAGAACAAAGCUGUGACAAUGUCAUCUUUAACAUCCACAUGUCCAGGUGUUCGCUGGGUUGGUGGUUGUUGAAGUAAAUUAAAAGAUGGAACAUGUAAUAUUCACUAUUCUCCGAUGAGUGUGAUGUCUUCAAUAUGAAGCAACACCUUUGACAAAUGUAAUAGUCAUUCCUUUUAUUGUAAUUCAAUUAUUGAUUCAAUCUGAAUUUAAAAGGUUUCUUCAUUUAAAUAAUAGCAGACCUAACUUCCAAUUCACAAUAUAACUAAACAUUCAUUAAUUUUAUAUAGUUUUAAAGCUUUUAAGUAAUUAACACCUGCAAAAAGAGCUGUAAAGGCAAGCGGCCAGUUGGAGAUCCUCAGCUCCACAUUUGGAUAUUUGUGAUAUUUUUCUUGAUUCAUAAUCAAAGACAUGUCCUGAGGUCUUUCUUAGCAGUAUACAGGGAAUGGCUUUGAUGUCCUCCAGAGGUAACAUCAAACAAAACGUAUGUCGCUUUGAUUUCUCCUAUUCCCACUUGCAAUCGCUCUGGGAAACCCUGUGCUAGGCUUCAAUCCCGUCUUAUCAUAGCAGAGCACGGCCGAAUCUCACCCUUGUCUCUGGCUCAUAGAAAACAGAUCCUUUCAGAACCUCUUGUACAUAAUUCAUUAUCCCAGUGUGUUUUUCCCUCAGUGCAUGUUAGAUAAGAGGGUUGUUUCAUUUAAUUUAUGUCCUAAGGUAAGAUGGAAGACAUGUAGAUAGAUGUUGUUUGUCACAUAAAUUAAUUCACUUCCAGACAUAGACAUAAUGUCAUUAUAAUAUGUACAGUGUAGUCAAACAUUAACUAACAUACAAUAUAAAUAGUAUCCAAUGAACGUUCAUACAAUAAAUAGAGAAAAAAACUAUAAAUAAUAAGUAAGUCAAGUUAAAGUUGAUAUAGAUAAAAUAUGAAACAUUCGACACAUUUUGUUUUAUUAAUUGUGUACAUGGAUCUGUGUCUGGUAUGGUACCCACUGCUAGGAGAUGUUAAUUUUAAUCUUCUUGCCUAAAGCAAUAGUUAUUAAUUAAUGGGGAUAUACUCAAAAAUGAAUAUACUCAUCUUCAUGCAUGCAAACUAUGUUUUGUCUCAUAAUAUUGAUAUCCAUGUACAUGCUGUAGUCUCUGUUGAUGUAAUUGCCAAAGCCACUUGACAUAAUGCCAGUCUGAAUAACUGUGUGUUGCAUGCCCCCACCAGGGGCAUGCAACAGUCCAGUGAGAGAUGAAUGAUGUGGAUGAAUGAUAGGCCACCUUACAGUUCUGUUUUAUUUGAUCUGGUCAGCACAGUAAAUACAUUUUAGUGAUUGGUAGAGGCAUAUAGGGAGAGUGAAGGUUCAUCAUGCAUAAUGCUAUUUUCAUCCUAAAUCAGUCAGUGUAUAAACAUGUGAGGAGCACAUUUUGUAGUCAUGACUACUGAUAUGCCCUCUCUUGCCUUCCUUUCAAUCCAUAACUACAUCCUCCAUGGUGCUUCACAGGACGAAUGGCUUAGAUACAGUAUGCAUGAGGUUUAUUGUGUUACACACAGUGGGGAGAACUAGUAUUUGAUACACUGCCGAUUUUGCAGGUUUUCCCACUUACAAAGCA